GCGACGCAUGUGCAAGAUAUCCUUUUCAAGGGACAAAUUCCUCAGUCUCGCAAGAGUGGUCGAUAUUCGAUAUUACGGUACCACAUGGUAACGGAGGUAAAAUGGCGUUGCCUGUUCCUUGUCUCGCUGUGAGAGGUUCCAUUGGGAUCAGUUUAGGCCAGGGCCCACCAUCAUAUGAACCAGUUAAAACAUUUCCCAAGGAUGACAGUAAAACAUGCAAGGCUAUGGUAUUUAGUCCAGAGGGAAGAUAUUUUGCAUGGGUUAAUGGAGUGGCUGUCAAGAUUUUGCACUGUAAUACAUGGAAAAUAAUUAUAGAGAUCAAGAGGCCCAAAAUUUCUGCAAUUCAGUUCUCCAGUCAAGGGACAUAUUUUAUGACAUGGGAACCUUUCAUCGCAACGGUGUCAAAUCCUCAAGGGGUACCAAAUCUUCAUAUAUGGAAAUCAGAAACUGGAGAGCUAGUGAAGAGUUUUGUACAGAAAAAACAAUCAGAUUGGGAGCCUCAAUGGUCAAGUGAUGAGAAAAUCUGUGGGAUGUUAGUUGGUGCAGAUGUCAUUCUAUAUAAGGAUGUCAACUUUGAAAAAAUUGAGCACAGAAUAAAUGUAGCCAAAGUUGCAAAAUUUAGUAUAUCACCCAGUAAUGCUCCAUAUCAUAUUCUGUGUUAUAUGCCCGGAAAAUCGGGUCAACCUUCAUUUGGUAGAUUAUUCCAGUAUCCAAAAUUUGAUUCUACACAAGCUUUAGCAAAUAAAAGUUUUUUCCAGGCGGAUAGAGUGAACGUGUAUUGGAAUAAUCAGGGGACAAAUGUUUUAUUAAUGACGAGUACAGAGGUUGAUAAAACAGGCGCAUCGUAUUAUGGAAAACAGACCUUACACUAUCUCAGUACAAAAGGAGAAACUGCUAUGGUUAUGCUUAGUAAAGAAGGUCCUAUACAUGCUGUACAGUGGUCUCCAAAAAACACUGAAUUCUGUGUAGUAUAUGGUUUUAUGCCAGCUAAAGCUACAUUAUUUAAUCUUAAAUGUGAAUCAAUAUUUGAAUUUGGUGCGCUGCAUCGAAAUAGCAUUUAUUAUAAUCCUCAGGGAAAUAUUCUAAUUUUAACUGGAUUUGGGAACCUCCGUGGUGGGAUCGAAUUAUGGGAUGUUGGCAACAGAAAAUUAAUUGCUAAAACUGAAGCUCCUGAUACCACGCUUCUUCAAUGGUCUCCAGAUGGAGAACAUUUUAUGACUGCAACUACAGCACCCAGAUUGCGAAUGGGCAAUGGAUUUAAAAUUUGGCAUUACACCGGAACAUUAUUGUAUGAGCGACCAUGGAACGAACAAGAAGAACUGUGGGAGGUAUUAUGGCAAACUUUUCCACCAGAUGCGUUUCCAGAAAAACCAAUUAGUUAUAAAGCUGUUGAAGGAAUUGCUCCUAGUCAACCACAAGCAUCGAAACAAGCAUAUCGACCACCAUCGGCGAGAGGGGAAUCUAUAACUUUCAAAUUACACGAUGACGAAGUGUUUGGAGUUAAAAAUACUGCAAAAUCUAAUCAGUCUAAGGCAAAGAAGAAAACAAAGAAAGUCAAAAAAGAUUCAGAAGCUUCGGCUUCUUCACAGUCACCGAGUACUAAUGGACAAGUUACUGCAAGUAUAAAACCUCAAAAUUUAACUGCAAAUGCUGCUGAAAGUGACGAAUUGGAAAGAAGUAAAAAGAUUAAAAAAAUUAAAAACAAAAUAGAACAGAUUUCAAAAUUGAAAGAACAAUUAGAAGCAGGGAAACAAUUAGAAAUCAAUCAACUAGACAAGAUAAAAAAAGAAGCUGACCUGAUGAAGGAACUCGAAGAACUUUCUUUAUGAUGACCAUUUCAAAUCUCAAAUGUACACGGUUAAAAAAGUCAAAAUGUUUCUCCUAAAAACGAAAGAUGAUCUCGGUCCUUCACUUACACCAUCUUACGUACUGAAGUUACGUUUGGAUGUAAAUAAAAUUUUCACUGUAUGAAAGCUAGUGGGAACAAUCUAAAUUUAAAAAAUGGAUUAGAAGUUUCCACAUCAUUGAGGUUAUUAGUAUUUAAAAAUACAAUCGUGAAUUCCAUUUGUAAGCGAUGAUAACAAAAAUAUAAUGGUCCAUCGCUAUAUUUUUCCUUCAAUGAUUAGAAAGAAAAAUCAUUUUUUUUUUUCAAUAAUUUUUUUUAUUUUAAAUAUUUCUAAAUAAUAUUAAAUAUUAGCAUUAUAAUUAUGCAUCAUCAGCCCAAUGAUGAUUAAAAUUCUCUACUAUACAGUCUCAAAGAUGUUGAACAUGAAAUGAAGAAGAAAUAUUUAAAUUAUGCAGGGUGAAUCGUAUGGCACAUCCCGUAUACGAUACAUAAUUUGAUGCAAGUGCGAAAGAAAGUAGGUAGCCUGAUUGUGAAGUUUUAUGCAUAUAAAAAUUGUUCCUGGAAACAAGUGCUACCUUUUAUCUUAUUACAUUUAUAAAUUAUUACACAUUGACUUAGUUUUCUUCUAUCGAUCUUUUCAUGAAAAUUCAGAGAAUGUUAAAGAUAAACAUAUCAUUUUGCAAUUAUCUUGUUACCACGGUAAUGGCUGUUGUACUGGUAUAUUUUGAAAAUGUUUUGUUCUUAUAUAUCACUUUUUUGUUUGUGUGCCUUGUUUAAGAUUGAGAUUUUAUAUUUUUCUUGCUAUUGAAGAUUGUAAGACUGGUCAGAUUAAACACGGUUCCCCGGCACAGUUAAUUAAAUAAAACAAAAAACAAAAAAAACGAGAAACUGCCAAAAGUUACUAUGUUGCAUAACUAGAAGACAUUUUUAAAUAAUAAAGAAAAUUUAGUUUUUUGAA
This is a messenger RNA of Osmia bicornis bicornis, 2804 nucleotides long. RefSeq names its product eukaryotic translation initiation factor 2A (gene eIF2A). Gene Ontology annotation, molecular function: tRNA binding; translation initiation factor activity; protein binding. Gene Ontology annotation, cellular component: cytosolic small ribosomal subunit. The coding region runs from base 102 to 1829 and encodes 575 amino acids. The record is from RefSeq and is a predicted model, not a curated record. Gene Ontology annotation, biological process: translational initiation. The transcript has 12 exons. Lineage: Eukaryota; Metazoa; Arthropoda; Insecta; Hymenoptera; Megachilidae.